AAAGCAAUUGUUGUUCUCUUGCUGCCUUGAGCAUACCAACACCACUCCUUGUCGGUAUCUAGGCCUUCAGUGUCGUCCGAGACAUUCCGAGACACAACGGGCCUGUUAGUCUCUCGUUUUUACUUCACACCGGUCUCUACGUGGCCUCUUCAUAGCUUGAGGGACGAUAUCGCUUUGUGGGUCUGUGGUUACCACGGUAUACCAAGUAACUCACCUUUUGAAUUCGUAGUAUAGACUCAUGUCAAGCUCAUAGGCAGCAGCGAAACGAAGCCUACUUGCAAACUACGUUAUAUGACCGUUAUGCCGGACACGACCAUGACGGACGACUCGUCGUUGCUCUCGCCCAAUGUUACGGGGCCGGGUCCGACGUGGGGACCUCCACGCGCUCCUCUACCACCUCACCGUUUAGCAAAGCUCGCAAAUGCACUUGGUGUCUCCACUCCAGUACCUAUUACUCACUCUUAUAGUCUACCUCCAUUUUCGCCUCCGUCGCAACCUAAUUCAUCUACAUCAUCAUCAUUUCCGGACCACUUUCGCCGUUCCCCCACACCUUCUAUGGCCUCUGGCAGCACUCAUACUCCCACAGCCUCUACUUCCAAGUAUUUGCUUCACGUCAUUCCCCCACAACAUCUGCCUCAUGAUAUCUCGGACGAGUUUGAACUCACGCCGUUUCCAGCUACCGCGUCAGGAUACCACGGUCAAUUCCGUCGCGGUAUCAUGGUUCCUGUUUAUCCUACUUUACAGUCUCAGCUCAGCGCUAUUGCUCGAGAAUAUGCUCUUCCGAGCACUCUUGGCAUGGUUCUUUACCUUAUUACAAACUCAUCGUUACCUUCAUCUGAUGUAGCGGUUUCUGAAGAACCUGGUCCCCGAAUAUCGGAGGAGAUUUGGAAGCAUAUAUGGACCCGAGUGCUCAGAGUCGAGCAGAACGAUGGCUUGACUCCAGGACCAAGGCCUUUAGGCCUAGGCUUCAACACUGCAGGCCGUUCUUCCCCAAGCCUCAUGCAGGAGGUGGCAGCAAGUGCUUCACUGCGAUCUUUGAUAUCCCCCAAACGAUUUGAUACCUCACAGCCUUCAUCUACAUCCUAUCCAACACCGUCGCCAUCAACACCUUCAAAUUCCGCCUACUCAUCCCAAUCCGACCUUGAUACUCCGGAAUCCGCUUCCUCUGUGUCUCUCUCAGGAGAUGGAGGUGUAAAUGCAAUCCCACUUCCUGGUCUUACUUCGCCUUCUUUGAUUCCGAUUCUUGCUAAGGUCGAGUUCGACAUCGAUCGUAAGAAGGCCGGAUGGUACGAACCUUGGGUACGAAGUCGUAAAGUCAAUCAUGCGAAGCGAGCGGAAAGUCGGCUAGGCAUGCGAAGUAGGAUGGACACUGUAUCAGAUGCUGGUGAAGCAGAUGAACCAGGUACGAAGAAGGCGCCGAUUGAUCUCGAGCUGGUGGGAAGGCUGCAAACGGGCAGUCCUGUUCCGAGUUUCCUUUUAACCACAGAGGGAUCCGCGAAGGGAGCCAGUAGCGAAAUCGAGGAAGAUGAGGAGAACGUUGACCUGAGUUCUGGGUACCAGCAGCUCUCAGAAUCUCCUGUUCACGUUGAAUUGGAGCAUUCUGACAGCGAGCACGAGGAGGCCGAGGCCGAGGAGGUGGAAGAUAUGGUUCAAGUGAACAGACAUGGUGAUCCUUUAGCUGAUGUCUUUGGGACAGAUGAAGAGGCUUGGGCUGACUUGCAUGCAGGAUCAGAAUCACGAGGGAUAUCCAAGCGGCAAAGUAAUUCUCACAUUGUCGAGCUUGCUUUGGAUGGUGCUGCGCUUUCUGCUAUGAACGACCUGGAAGCGGAUGAUGAGGCAGACAAGUGGUCGGAGACGGGUGAAGUCACGGAACUGCUAAACACCCUCAAUAGGCCUACGCUCUCUGUGUCGAUACCGUCUUCCCCGCCCAACAAUGGCCAAUCUUCGACGAGCGAUACUGCAACAACUGCUGCCACGAUUAAACGGCAUAUACCUCCGCCUCUGAACUUAGCCGCUUCGGUUCCUUCUACGGAUGAAUUGGCUGUUCCUGCUCUAACUAGCCCAAUGCCAGGUAGUAGUGGAAGCGUUCACUUGGCGUAUUUGAACGACCAGCCAUCACCACUGGAGUCCACAUAUAGCCAACCUGAACAUUCUGACAAUGACGAUUUUGAUGAGGAGGUAAUGAAAGUGCGAAGUCCUCUGGAGGAGAAACGAGGUGGUGCUGUCUUUGAUGACCUGAAUCUUGGACUCGACCCUUCCAUGACAGAUGACGGUUCAGAGUUUGAUGAUAGCGACCCCAAUGAUCGGCGAAAGAGUCAGUACAUUAUGGCCGCGCAGCUUGACGAAAUAGAGAAGACUUUGGCCCAGUUCUCACCACGUCAACUGAAGCCAGAGAUUCUCGAUGAGUCUCCUCGACCAAGUUCGGUUCGGAGCACCGGCUCUCCUCGUAGUAACGGAGGCCCGCCGCGAUCUCCUCCCCAGAGCUUGAGUGCGCCUGGAGAGACCCCAUCUUGGCCGGCUGUCCCUUUCUCUGCUCUGAAUGGUAACGGAGGUGAUGAUCCUGAUCGACCUCCUUCACCUCCUCGGUUUGCUUUCAAUGGCAUAUCUACAGAGCCUCCGAAGUCUUUCCAGCCAAAGCGUCCAUCAGGAGGUAUCAUGUCCGAUGAGAGUUUGGCACGUAAGCGUGAACUCGAGGAAGAGCGUGGACUCUAUCCGCCUUUGGCUGCUCCUAAUCUCUUCCUUCGAGACCGGACUGAUUCAGAGUCGCCUAUCAUUCCCUUGUCACCAGACCCAUUCGGACGAUUCCCCUCGCAGGCCGAAAGUGUAUACAUGGAGGAAGAACAGCGGAAAUCGCAGAUCUUCCAGGAAGAUACAGCGGCGCAGUCUCAUGAUCCCAUCAUCAGUCCACCAGACCGCUCGUCGUCAUUAACUCUAGCUCAAGCUAGGGAAAGCGGUGACCGAUCAGCUGCGCACACACCGUCUAGCAGGUUCUCUUUUGAUUCCGUCACGUCAGAAGACGCUACCAAAUCUCAGCAACAGCAGAAGUCUGCUCCGCUCAUGAGCGUGAAGAGUAUUCGACGACUUUGGAGAAGAAGCGACAAGCAGGCGUCUAUAUCCGGUAAUUCGACUUACACUAUACCAGAGUCUGGUCGGACAUCACCUAACGUUCCUCAAUCGAAUGGACAACCUAUGAACGGCCGAACACGCUCCAAGUCUUUCUCGAAGCAAAUGCUACCACCGCCAGCGCCCGUUAAUUCCUCAGGCAACCUUCCUGUUCCGCCAAUGAUCCAAGCUAUGCGUGAAACUCCGUAUCGAGGCAUACAACUUGAUGGUGAUUCACGAUAUCCUCUAAUUCCAAUUCAUUCUCACCCAGUACCUCCUGCGGGUAUGGCUCGUCAACCAUCUCCGCCUCCUGAAAGGCCGCCGUCCAUGGCCAAACAACGACCACCGUCGGUGUCUCCGCAACCUCCCUCAGAGUCGAACAGGAACAGCGGUGUUCGCAAGUCCAUACUCAAGUCUUGGAAAUCCGCAUCGGGCAGUCUCUCUGUCUCCAAGGGUAGCUCUAAACCUACGUCAUCGACAACAACGCCACGAUCGAGUACGGAACAAGCUCCAGAGGGUCGUCGAAGGAGACCGAGUGUAUUAGAGUUGGCAACCAACAUGAGGAAUUCUGUGACUAAUGGAUUCUCGGAUAUCCCACCGAGCCCUGCGCUACCGGAUCAGUACGCUCCCCUUCCCAAUUCCCGUGCUUCUAGUCGCCAGUCUCAGAUGACGCUUAAUGGCAUUAUUAACGGUGCUCCUGCAGAGAAACGUCCUGAGUCUGUCACACGUCGAGGCCCCAGCGUGUCGUCAACUUCCACCACGGCUUCAUCUUCACGAAUACGCUCACCGCUGAACGCAGGCAUAGGCACUUCGCCACCUCGAAAUGGCGUUGGUUCCCGACUUUCUGAUGCCUCGUGGGAAGAACGACCAAGUUUCGAUGUUUCUCAGUUCGAGAUCGUCUCUCCUCCAAAAUCGCACUUCCUGGAAUCAACCUUAUCAUAUCCCUAUCAUGGGCUGGAUCACUCAAUGACAUCUCAAGAGUCAUGAGGAGCGAUGAUCUUUUAAAUUUUCAUCGUUUUCGUACCUACUUGCUGGCCGAUUUAGUUUUUCUUCAAUCUCUCUGUCCAUAAGCUCCAUUUGUCCAUUCUGAAUCUUGCUUUCGGUGUGCUUAUUUUACACUUACCUGUUCUUACGCUUUCAUAUUUUUUUCGUUUUCCAUUUAUUCGUCGUUUUUCUCUAUCUCACAUCUCUCAGGGUACGCACAGCAGCAAUUAUGCAUUCUUCAGCCUAUGCUUCGUUAGUAAAAUCCAACUUAUGGUACAUGCGAUCUGGCUUCGCUUGUAAUACAAGAAACUGCGGUGCUAAGCGACUGACGUCGCGCUCACCCUGACGGAAAUGUUUCCCCUGCGUGACUUUUAGAAUGAGUGCUCUGUUGAGUCUUUGCC
This is a messenger RNA of Somion occarium, 4487 nucleotides long. The record is from the annotation of a GenBank genome assembly. NCBI's taxonomy places the organism in Eukaryota, Fungi, Basidiomycota, Agaricomycetes, Polyporales, Cerrenaceae.